AGUCACUAACAACCAACCCCGGGUCCUGCACAACGGGAGUGCUGUGGGCCGGCUGAUGCGCAGGAUAGGUGCUCGAGACAGACGCGGCAACCCAUGCUCGUGGCAGUUCGCGACUUCGAACUGCUCGGCCAGGCCAGCCUUGUCUUUUACACAACAGUUCAACUUCAGUUCUUGAAUUUCCAGAGACAUCUGGUGGAUCUCGCGCUCUCUAAGAUUUGAGCAUCCGGGCUUAUUUCAUCCACAUUGACCCCCUUUACCAACCAAUUACCAUAGUAGAUGUUAUCGCCAUGAGCACGGCUGAGCUGAGGCGGGACGAGUCGCCGCCGUUCCUCGUGAAGCUCUUUUACAGGACAGGCGCAUUCCACAGACCAGAUGAAUUCAACACGCCAUCGCUUCCCCCACACCUCUCCAUCCACACAUGGAAGAACUGCACGCUCACCGAGCUCUCUCACCACAUGGUGGAUGCCUCACCCCGGAUCCUUCCGGACCCCGCGGUCGGCACGCGCCUUGCCUUCCGUCUCAUCUACGCCGACACGCGUGACAGGAUGGACCGUCCACCACGCUACGUUGUCAAGGACCUGGGAAGCGUCGUAUUAGGCGCUGGAGGGCCCGGCGCCGGUCCCGAUGAGGGGGUGCCGGCGGACGAGCCUGGCGAGGGCGACGGCGCCAAGACGCUGGCGGAUGCCAGGUUCAUGACCGGAGACUACAUCAGCUGCGCCAUUUUGCCGCCCGACGAGCUCACCGGCGACGUGACCCCAGCGAGCAGCGCGAGGAUGGGCCGCGGGGCUGGCGUCGGGGAGGCGACGGGUCUCAUGGGUGCUCCGCCACCGCCUCCCCCAGCGAGGCACAGGGACUAUGGGCCGCCGGGGGCUGCACGCGGGAGGGCGUUCGGAAGAGGCGGUUCAAGGGGUUAUGGCGGCGGGAGAUAUCGUGACCGGGACGGUCCGUUUGGGAGGGGGAGUGGGGGGAUACCGGAAGGAGAGUGGAGAAGGGGUUAUAUAGACCCUGACGAGCCUCAAGAAAGCGACCGAUGGGGACGAUGAUAUUUUUGCGUCGAGGGGACUCGUGCUGCGGUCCAGGCUGGGAAAAAUAUAAUUGUCGGCUAAGCGGCUUACCUGCUGCUUCGAAGCAGGAGGACGGUGGAGAAUUGCGAGACAUGCAGAUUCUCUUGAGAUGCGG
Molecule: messenger RNA, 1179 nt
Organism: Thermothielavioides terrestris NRRL 8126
Lineage: Eukaryota; Fungi; Ascomycota; Sordariomycetes; Sordariales; Chaetomiaceae
Exons: 2
Coding region: 288-1043 (251 amino acids)
Biological process (GO): negative regulation of DNA-templated transcription
Cellular component (GO): nucleus
Molecular function (GO): transcription factor binding; transcription corepressor activity
Source: RefSeq, a predicted model, not a curated record